This is a messenger RNA of Durio zibethinus, 1148 nucleotides long. Its product is annotated as proteasome subunit beta type-6-like. Lineage: Eukaryota; Viridiplantae; Streptophyta; Magnoliopsida; Malvales; Malvaceae. Gene Ontology annotation, cellular component: cytoplasm; proteasome core complex. The record is from RefSeq and is a predicted model, not a curated record. Gene Ontology annotation, molecular function: threonine-type endopeptidase activity.
AUAACUAAAAAAAUAUUUUUCAUUUGUUCAUCAAUCUCUACUUUUGAAAAAAUAGAAUGUUAAAAGAAACGGAGCAUAAAGCAAAAAACUUGGGAAAGAAGUCAGUCAGGCUAGCUUAGAGCAAAAGGAUUUCUGUUUCCGUUGUUAUGGUUGUGGAAGAAAGGUCUUAAAAAGAAAUUUGAAGCAGAGCGGAGUUUGGGUUAGGAUUUAGGUGUUUUUGAGAAGGCAAAGCAAAGACAAAUAAAAAAAUGGAUCUCAAUAUGAACGUGAACCCCCCUCACUCCAUGGGCACAACCAUCAUCGGAGUCACCUACAACGGCGGUGUCGUUCUCGGCGCCGACUCUCGUACCAGCACCGGGAUGUAUGUUGCUAACCGGGCAUCUGACAAAAUUACACAGCUCACUGAUAACGUCUACGUUUGCCGUUCUGGAUCCGCCGCUGAUUCUCAGAUUGUUUCCGACUAUGUCCGUUAUUUCCUUCAUCAACAUACGAUACAGCUCGGGCAGCCUGCAACAGUCAAGGUUGCUGCAAACCUUAUCAGGCUGCUAUCCUACAAUAAUAAGAACAUGCUUCAGACUGGCCUUAUUGUUGGUGGGUGGGAUAAGUACGAAGGCGGUAAAAUAUAUGGAAUUCCUCUUGGUGGAACACUGAUUGAGCAGCCUUUUGCUAUUGGAGGAUCUGGCUCCAGUUACCUAUAUGGGUUUUUUGAUCAGGCAUGGAAGGAAGGAAUGACAAAGGAUGAAGCUGAGCAACUAGUGGUUAAGGCAGUUUCUCUUGCCAUUGCUCGAGAUGGUGCUAGUGGGGGUGUUGUUCGCACUGUCAUUAUCAACUCUGAAGGAGUGACGAGGAACUUCUACCCUGGUGACAAACUUCCACUGUGGCACGAGGAAUUGGAGCCGCAGAAUUCAUUACUGGAUAUGCUGAACGUUCCUAGUCCUGAACCAAUGAAUAUUUAAUCAAGGGGACUCACCUUUUAGGUGUUGUUAAGCUGCUAGAUUUGUUCUCAUUGCAAGCUUUUUAUUUCUUUUUGUUCUUUCUAAGGCAGGAUUUUUAUGUUUAGUUGACCCAAAAAACAAUUUAUCUGUUAUGGCUUGAGUGGGAAUUCAGUUUCAUUUAAAUGGCACUAAAACCAUUUGUUUCAUGAUUUA